AUGCAGAUAUGUACAUCUCUUUACCAUUUUAGUUGGUCCGUUGCCGCUUUCGUUUUUGCUUUAAUCCUUGCUUUUGUCGACUGGAUCGUUCUACAGUUUACUGUUACCAUAAGAAGAGUUCCUGGUUGCAGCUCAUUUGGAUGUUUUACCAAUGAGGUAAGUUCCACAACUUCUGAGUAUUCUGAAAAAAUUACUUUUUUCUACUUAUUUAAGCUAUUCCGUGCAUACUGGGGACUAUCGAAUAUGGCGAUGAAUUUACUAUCGUGCCUGUUGACAGUCUUAAUCUUAUUUCAUCUCUACAAACGAUCUGCUCUACUUUCAAAAGCUGCUGAAAUAGAAAAACGUAAUAAAAGCAAGAUAGAUAAAAGUGCUAAUCGAGUGGCGCUGUAUAUUUUGCUUGUAUCUGCUUUGAUUGGAGUAGUGCCGGGUUGUCUCAAUGGCCUCGGUACCAUAGUCAGUUUCAAAUUACUUGACGAAGUGUCCUUCUUUGUGGGUACCUGCGCUACGCUUUCUGGCCUCUCUCAUGCGUUCAUCUUCGGAAUGGCUCAUCGCGAGAUUAAAGCUGCUAUCCUCGGAAAAGUCUGCGGCAUGAAAAUGGCUCUUGAGAAAUCAAAGGCUCGCGUGGACCCAAGUACAGCGGUGAGCACCAAGAAUGCGGCGAAGAAGUAUGCUCCUAAAGACGACUCAAUCAUUGUAGAGAUGCAACCGAAUUAA
Strongylus vulgaris is the source of this 714-nucleotide messenger RNA. The record is from the annotation of a GenBank genome assembly. NCBI's taxonomy places the organism in Eukaryota, Metazoa, Nematoda, Chromadorea, Rhabditida, Strongylidae.